This is a messenger RNA of Hydractinia symbiolongicarpus, 4401 nucleotides long. RefSeq lists its product as uncharacterized. The coding region runs from base 1241 to 2236 and encodes 331 amino acids. The record is from RefSeq and is a predicted model, not a curated record. The transcript has 4 exons. Lineage: Eukaryota; Metazoa; Cnidaria; Hydrozoa; Anthoathecata; Hydractiniidae.
AACAUGUCUAGAACUCGGUUGAACUUGCCAAGACGAGUUAACCCGCCUAGGUAAGAUGGUUUUUACGCGCUGUGAUUUUUAGUAUUUUUAGUAUUUUUAUUAUUGCUCUCAUGUUACCAAACCCUCUCAUCUGUUUUGCAUAUAGAUAUAGACAAUUAAAAAAUUAACUUAAGUCAGUAAGUGGAGAUAGAGUUUUUGCUUUUUGUUAUUAUAUUUAAUUGUUUGAUGCGUUUCACUUUUGUAUUCAGAAAAAGAAAUCUGAAUAUUUAAAUGUAUCUUUGUGUGGUAAAGCUUUCUUACAUGGAGUUACUUCCAGAGGUUAGAGAUGAAACCUCGUUUCUCCAUUCUCUUGAUUUGAAAUUUGAAUAGUGUGUUAUCAUUCUGCACUUCAAUAUAAAUAUUUAGACGUUAAUUAAACCAAGAAGUGACUAAUCAGGUCCCCUGAAACAUCCACAGACCGCUUAGCAAAAAACAAGAAAAACAUUGCAGGCUUUGCCACUCGGGUAUUUAGAUAUCGCUUAGAAAAAAAAAUAAGAAGUAAGUUUUAGGAGUGGGAGAGAGUGCACACAUUUACCAUUCACACAUUUUGUUCUCCGGCGUAUUAUGACGUUCUGCCAAGUGGCGUAACGUACAAUUUGUAAAACACACUCCUACUUACACAAUCUUUAAGGCCGUUAUGUAAAUUAGAGCGGUUAAAAUCUUAAAGCUCUGGUGUGAAAUUCAACUACACAUUAUUAUUUUUUUAGGAACAUAUUUAAAAAACGGUACUAUAACGAGUUACGUAAUAAUAAAGGUAAAUUUUAACGUAGAACUACGUUUCACGUCCGGGAUAAAAAUUCAAAAUUUUAGGAAUACUGUGUGCCUGUUAUUGUAAAUUUUAUACAUUUUAUUAUUUGUUUUAAUUCUGUGUGAGCAGUUUAAAGCUUUUUAAGAUGGUUAUGCAUCAGCAGGCUCCUAAUUGACACAAAUAAACAUAUUGUAAAUUCACAAGGCUCUAGUUGAACAGUCACCCUAAAUAUGGCUGUAAUUUUGCAGAAAUUUAAAACUAAAAGGUUUAGAUGCAACUAAAUGGAACUUAUUUACUUCUGAUAAUCACAAUGUAUACUUUGGAAUUUUUAUAUUUUUUGUAUUCAUUACUAUUAACAUUAAUUUGUUCUUUACAGUUAACACUGUAUUGCUUUCUUUGUAAAUUAUUUUUCUUUCAUACCUCUUUUAGAACACAAGGAAAAGGAGUUAUUGAAUGGCCAAUAUGAAGGAAAGCAAAGUACCUACCAAAACUGAUUGGAGAAUUUUAUGUGGAGCAUUGCUCUCUGAAGUAAAAAAUUAUUUGCGAUCUUUACUUCACCAUCCUGCGAGCGGAAACUUUCCUAAAGAUGGUGGAAAGUUAUAUAACACAAUACUGGAACUAUAUCGAAACGGAGAGAUGUUUGAUUUUCCAAUAUAUAAGCAAACACUGAUUUUUCCAAAAAAGGGGAUUUCAGAUUCCGAGAUCUUUGAUUUGUACACGUUACGUUGUUUACUUUUGAAAAGCAAAAUUUUGAAACCAGACGCAGUUGGUGCAAUUAACAAUUUGUGUGUCAUGAUGAAUGGAAUCAAAUAUUUUUCAAAUGUUGUUCCUUAUUAUGUCAUGUCAAAUGUUGUAGACCAGAUAAAGUUUGGCCUUUCCACACUUGGGUGUGCAAAAGAAAACAUGAAGGAGGUAGAGCAUUUGUGUACAUUAUUCGAAGAUAUUACACUCUCGGAAGACGAAUUGUCCACAUAUAAUUAUGAAAUGCACAAUUUUGAUUGCGAACGUCAAGCUGAGUUAAUAUUUGACGUAGAAGAAUGUUUGCGAUGUUUAUUUCACGAUCCUGCAUAUGGAGAUUUUCCAAGGGACGGAAAAAAAUUGCAUCAAGUUAUGGAAGAGUGGCAACAACAAGGAAAGUUAAAAGACUUGGAGAAAAAUCUUUUUUCUCUUCUUUUGCCUGAUAGCAAAAUAACGGAUUCCGAAACCUUCGGUAUACAUCUACUCGGCUAUUUUCUUUGCACAAACAUAAAAGAAGAAAAGCGUAUAAUAUUUGACGAAAUAUUUUAUUUAACAAAUCAAUUGAUACGAUAUGACAAAAUCAAGUUAAGGUUGGAUAUCCUUUCUCAAAUCUCCUCGAGAGUCAGACCCAUGACUUACCGUUAUGAUGUGUUUUCCCGAAGCAAAGAAAAUGAUUUACAUAAAUUUGCUGGUAAAUUUUGGUGCAAGUAGAUAAUUGAUGCCGGGCAUCGUUUGCCGAAAGAAUAUACAUUUCAAAGCAUAAUGGAUUACAAGAAGGCUAGAACUGACGAAGAGAAAAUAUUUUAGUAAACAGAAAUUUUGCCAAAAUGAACAUCUACACAUUCAGAUGUUUUCCGUACUUAUUUAUAUAUGCUCACAGAGACGUUACUAGAAUUAGCUUUCGCACCCAUCCUUAAUUCGUUUUACUAUUUCUCUUAGUUAUAAACCUUUCUUCCUUGCUGCUUGCGGUAAUUCCUGUUAUAAUAGCUGUAUUUUGUGUGUUCAAAAUGGUUGCGCGCAGCUUUUUUCGGAAAAUUAGCGCAGGGCCCGAUUUUUACGGACCUCCGUUUUUAGGUUGAACGCAGGUUAAUUUCGGAAUAAUAGACGAUAUCGCAGUUGCCGUAAAAUUUGAACUGCGCAAAGCAUUCUGGGAUUGUUCUGGGGAUGAAAAUAAACAGCGAAGCGAUUUUACGGUCUUUCACAGCGUUGCCUUGAGUAAAGAAAGAUAUCGAUUACAUUAUUCGUACAUUAUUACAUUAUUAGCAAGAUAUAUUUUAUUGAAUUUGGACCGUUAUGGGUAAAAAUGAUUACUGUGCUGUAUAUGGAUGCAGUAAUGGAAGAAACAGUCCCGAUAAGUGAGUUUAAUAUAUAUAACUCUCCCACACUAGCUAGCUAGCUGGCAAAGCAAGUUCUACAAAUAUUCAAUGACAGUGUUUUCUAUGUUUGUUUGAACUAUUUGUGGUUUAUCAGUCUAUUUCAGCUCUUUGGAUGCUUGAUAACUCAAGUCAUACAAAUACCCAUGCUAGGAAUUUUGCUUAAAUGCUUCAUUUUUAAUCUGUCUUCUUUUAUUUUCACUUCUUCAGGUUGAUCAUAAUGUCUCAUGUUGGCAUUCUACGAUGGCAUUCUCCUAAAACUGAGAAAGAUGCUAAAAGCUGGGAGAAGGCUUUGAAUCGGGGUGGUAAAUUUAUGCGACGUACCAUCACAAACACCUUUUUUGAACGGCCAUGAUUAUGACAACGCCAUAGAUAAUGAACAAUGUUCUCGUAGUAAAAUUUAUGAAAAUUGUGAUUCGUGCACUUCGAAGCGAAACAAAACUGUUACCAUUAUACGUCAACAAAUAAAAAUUCAAGAAUUGAUAAAUGAAAACAAUGAUUUAAAAUCAGGUUUACAUGUAAAAAAACCUUUUUCAAUAGACGAAAUCAAGAAUGACGAUAAAGCGAUAAGCCUGUAUACCGGACUGCAAAAUUAUGGUGUGUUUGAAUGGUUAUACAACCGUAUAAAACCAAAAGCUGAGAAGCUCAGUUACUUCAAGGGAGAAACCUCUUAUUCAAAAAGUAAUUCGAACAGAAAAAAGACAGGACCAAAAAGGAAACUCAACACAAAAAGUGAACUAUUUAUGACCCUCAUAAGGCUUCGGCUGGGGUUAGUAGAACGAGACCUGAGUUAUCGUUUUGAUGUUUCUCAAAGCACUGUCUCAAGUGCUUAGUACGUGGAUUCCAUUUUUAUCCAGAGAACUUCAAUGUUUGAUAUAUUGGCCUUCCAGAGAAGAAAAUAAUGGAUGCUACCCCAAGUGCUUCAAGGAUUUUCCAAACACCAUCGGCAUUAUAGAUUGUACGGAAGGUGGACUAGAAAAACCUAGUUUAGCCAAAGCGCAAGCUCAAACGUAUUCUUCAUACAAAUCUAAAAAUACUUGGAAAAAACUGUUGUCGAUCACACCUUGUGGAACAAUUUCGUUCAUUUCAAAAUGCUAUGGUGGGUGUGCUUCAGAUCGGUAUAUAACAGAAACUUGUGGCAUUCUUGAGAAAAUUAACCCCGGUGACAACUUGAUGGCAGAUAAAGGUUUUAAUAUAAGUGAUCUGUUGGUUGGAAGAGGAUCAAAAUUGAUUAUUCCUCGGUUCUUGAAGGAUAAAAUUCGUUUUACCAGAAAAAACUGCAAUCGAACCUCUAAUAUAGCUAAGGCUAGAAUACACGUGGAAAGGGCAAUAGCUCGAAUCAAAGACUUUCGUAUACUCCAAGGUGCAAUACCAGUUACAAUGAAAGAUUUAUUGGAUGAUAUUUUUGUCAUUUGUGCUGCCAUCACUAACUUAGCUCCACCUCUUGUGCCAUUGUAAAUGUUUUAACCUUAGGUAUUUUCAAGAAAAAAAAUUGUUAAUAUA